CAAUGCAUCUGCACCGAUCCGCUCUCCCACGCCCCUUGCUGUCUCUCUUUGCAUGUCCUUGCUGCUUCUCGACACACAUGGCCACUCUGACGCCGCUCGUUCUCGGCACCCCCUCCCGCCAGGUCGAUGAAAAAGGACAUCCGUCGCCGGCCUUUCUCGUCUUGCUCUCUUCCUUGCCCUUUUCUUGACCAGGCCCUGAGUCCUUUCGUCCUCCGGAUACUUGGCCUCCAGCCGGCGCUGUGCUGCCUCCCUCGACUCAAUCUCAAAUAGUCGAGCCUUGCCCUUUUCCCGUCCACAUUCAAGGGCCUCUGCUGCUCACAUUCCCGCUGCAAAUCUUGUCGCACCCUCGAUAUCCUGCCAAACACCAUCGCUUCCCACGGACCCACCGUCCUGCCAUGCAUCAAAUCAUUCGGCUCUUCCUGAGUCUGGCCAUCGUCGCCGGCCUCGCGCUCUCCGCUGCUGCCAUCCCCAACCCAAAGACUUACACCGUCGGCGCCAUCGACCUCACCGUCUUUGAUUUUGUCGAGACCGGCUUCACCAAUGACCCGACCCUGCAGUCGCCCAUGAUGCUGUUCUGGAGCAUCCUGAACCUGGGCACCGCCAACGAAACUCUGCAUGCUGCCCUGGUGCUCGACCCAAAGCGCUCCUCGGACGACGAGGUGCAGAGGGAAACCGUCGCGAACUCGUGGAUGGGCUUUGCCCUCGGCAAGACCAUGCUGACCGCCGACUUUGUCAUGGUUUGGGCCAACCCUCGCGAUAACAGCACUGUCAAGCUCAUCGAGGCCCUCUCGCCUGGCCAAUACAGCCCGCCCAAACCCGCUCCGCAGAAGCUGUUGACGCCCGGUGUGCUCUCUCAGCAGGGCAACGUCGUCGUCGCCGAGUUCUAUCGUCCAACCCAGGUGUCGAUUCCGAACCGGCUCUCGAUCAACACCGCGGGACUCACCGAUACGAUAUGGGCAUACAAUGUCGAUCCAGACCACAACAGCCCCGGCGGAUGGCAGUUUUACCACGGCUGGAACCGCGGAGGCAUCACCUUCAACUUUGCAACGGGCGCAAACCAGGUGCAGCCCUACGGCCUGUCCCGCACGCCAAAGUACAUCCACGGCGGUAUCAUGAUGCUCUGCUGGCUGUUGCUCUAUCCCGCAGGCAUCUUCUGCGCUCGCUACUGCAAGUCCCUGCCCCGAUGGCUCUGGAUCCACGUCAUACUCCAAUCUGUCUCCAGCGUGCUCGUCUGGGCAAGCGCCAUCUACAUGCUUGUGUCGCUGCCGUCCAUGAACUGGCUGGUGAUCCACCGCCACACCAUCCUUGGCCGUGUCUUGGUCUCAUUGCUGGCAGUCCAAGUCCUCUUGGGCUUCUUGAAUCGGCUCGGCCUCAGCUCGGAACGGAUGGCCCGAAUUCGGAGCUGGAUCAAGCUCUCACACGACAUCCUUGGCUGGCUGCUGAUCCUGGCCUCCAUCGUGCAAAUCGGCUUUGGCAUCCAGAACCUGUGGCCCUGGGAGGUGGCCAGCACCGGAAGCGGACAGAUGUUCACCUUUUAUUUCCCGUGGGUGCUGUUCUUUUUCCUCGUUCUGGUGUGGCUCAUCCUCUUUUGCGGCGCCGAGGUCUACUACCGUAUCUCCAUCGUCAACUACGACCGGCCAAAGAUCAAGACCCGCCUCCGUCUUCUGCGCCGAUUCAAAACCAUCGACGAGUACGAGGCGCCCGAUACCAUGCGCAAGCCGCAGCUCCAGCUUCAGAAGGGUGUCGACAUCCAGAGCCAGUAUCUGACCAGCGUCUCGCCCUUCACCUGGAACGACAUCAACGAUCGCGUCUUGAGGGGCGACAUCCUCGUCGUCGCCAACGGCAAGUUUGUUUAUGACGCAUCGCAGUGGCUGACCUCGCACCCGGGCGGACAGGUCAUUCUGUACUCGUGUGCUGGCACCGACAUCACCAACGACUACUUCCACGAUGCCGGCUUUGAUGCCGAGGAGUUUGUUCCGCGACCCACCCCAACCGCCGCCAACACCCUUCGCCGCCGCCGCAACCUGUCCCGAUUCGACCAGACCUUUUCGAGCCCAAAACCGGCCGAGCUCUCGCGAAAGCCCACGGUCUCCCCGCCCGUCGACAACUUGCGCUUCCCGUACCUGAGCCAGCAAGAGAUCGAAAAUGUGAUCCGCGCUCGUCGCACACACGUCCACACUCGCCUUGCCAUCGAACGUCUGUCCUCGCUCUUGAUCGGACAAAUCGUCACCGAUCCCGGUCUCUCUUCUCCGAACGACGAGCCCCUCUUUGAUCCAGCCGAGUUCCGCCGAUAUGCCUUGGUCCAGUCCAUCCGCGAGACUCAGCCAUCGUCAGCGGCGCAGCCAUACUACCGUCUCAAGUUUGCCCUGCUGUACCCACACGACACUCGCUACCGCGAGCCCAAGAUGCUUCUUCCCGGCCACGUCGUCGAACUGCAGCUCCGAAUCCGCGGCAGACUGGUGUCGCGCUACUUUACGCCAAUCGAGGGUUCGCUCAUGUCCGCGAUCGAGAUCAUCGUGCGCCUGAACCCCAAGGGUGAAAUGAGCCCGUAUCUGGUUGACCAGAAGCCCGGCGACAAGCAGUUCAAGAUCCGCGGGCCGUUUGGAACCCCGCUUGUGAACCCGCAGCGACCCAUCAACAACGACGGCCAGUGGUGCUACCAGCGUAUGGCUUUCUUCACCAACGGCUCAGCUCUGACUGCGGGACUACAUCUGCUGAACUUUUUGUUCUUCCCGACCGAGGUGCCGAUCAAGAUCAGCAUGGACUAUCAAGCGCAGCAUCCGGACGAGCUGAAUCUCAAGCGAGGCCAGUGGGUCGUUGUGCGGACGCACUACUACGACGGCUGGGCAGAGGGCCAAAACAUGACCACCAAUCAGACCGGCCUGUUCCCGCUCGUCGUCACCAAGCCGCGGUGCGGAACCGAGACACAGCUGACCAUCGUCAACGUCGUCCGCAACAUCCAUGAGAUCUGCGGGUCGUACCUGAUGGAGGGAGCCCUGCUCUCGUAUCCCAACCAAGUCCGCAUUGUCCAUGUUCUGACGGGCGGUCCGCCCUCCGACCCCCACGGCGUCGUCAAGACCUAUGCUCCCGGUAACAUCAUGCUCGGCAAAGUCGGCACUGCCAUCGUCGACAGCAUCCUGGGCGACCCCAAGUACGGCCUUCUCCGCGACCCGACGGCAGGGGGACAGACUCCAUUCGGCAAUGUGCGGCAGCGCAUCUACAUCUGCGGCACGCGGUCGUUCUCAGGACGGAUGUACGAGACCAUCAUUGACGAGCUGGGCUAUCACCAUGGCGACAUCUACAUCCUGCCCGACGAAGAGAGUGUCCAUCGCUAGUCCGACCGCCUUCAUCACCACAUCCCACUCCAUUUUUGCUGUUAUUCUCUGCCUGUUUGUGUUUUCUCAAUAUCAGUCAUACAUUGGUCGCCGGCUUAGAUGGCCCACCCGCCUGUGUUUGCACCAUGAAUGGGGGGGGUGUUCACGAUCCAUGUUCUGCACAGGGUGGACCAACCUGCACCAGCCCGAUAUAUGCAGUAUCCCACGCCA
Molecule: messenger RNA, 3545 nt
Organism: Polychytrium aggregatum
Lineage: Eukaryota; Fungi; Chytridiomycota; Chytridiomycetes; Polychytriales
Exons: 4
Coding region: 396-3335 (979 amino acids)
Molecular function (GO): oxidoreductase activity; protein binding
Source: RefSeq, a predicted model, not a curated record